AUGUUUCCCCUCAGAAAAACAAAGAGAGCUUUCUACUCCGUCGUUGCCGGAGACGGCGACUUUACGCCGGCAAGGAAACGACGGCGAUGUGUUUCUUCUAUUUCUCCCUCGCCAGAAACUAAACCCGGACCCGAUUUUCUAGAUUCAAUCCCCGACGAUCUUGUUAUUUCAAUCCUCUGUAGACUUGGCUCUACAGCUCGAUGUCCUGCUGAUUUCAUCAACGUUUUGAUGACAUGUAAGAGAUUAAACAGUUUAGCAACGAAUCCUCUGGUUUUGUCGAGAUUGUCUCGGAAAGCUGUCGCCGUCAGAGCUCAUAAUUGGUCGGAAUCAGCUCACCGGUUUCUCAAACGCUGCGUCGACGCCGGAAGUCUCGAGGCUUGCUACACUCUCGGAAUGAUUCGGUUCUACUGUCUGCAAAACAGAGGAAACGGCGCGUCGCUGAUGGCUAAAGCAGCGAUUAGUUCUCACGCGCCGGCGUUAUACUCUCUAGCCGUGAUUCAGUUCAACGGAAGCGGCGGUUCUAAGAACGAUAAGGAUCUUAGAGCCGGUGUGGCUCUAUGCGCUCGUGCUGCUUUCUUAGGACACGUGGACGCUCUCCGUGAGCUUGGUCACUGUCUCCAAGACGGAUACGGAGUUCCGCAGAAUGUCUCCGAAGGUCGGAGAUUCCUUGUUCAAGCAAACGCUCGUGAACUCGCCACCGUUUUAUCUUCCGGGAUCGAAGCAAGGUCGUGGCUCGCUUUAUCGCAGCCUCAAGUCCCUAAUUCUAACCAAAUCCAAAUCCACGGUUGUCCAUUGUUGAGCGAUUUUGGAUGUAAUGUACCGUCGCCGGAAACACAUCCGGCGAAUCGGUUUUUAGCGGAUUGGUUCGCCGUACGCGGCGGAGAUUCUCCAGGAGAUGGGUUGAGGUUGUGUUCUCACGGUGGAUGUGGACGGCCGGAGACGAGGAAGCAUGAGUUUCGGAGAUGUUCGGUUUGUGGCGUCGUGAAUUAUUGCUCGCGCGCUUGUCAAGCUCUUGAUUGGAAACUCCGGCAUAAGAUGGAUUGUACUCCGGUGGAACAAGAUGUAGGUGCCGGUGACGGUGAAGGUAACGUUCAGAUUGACGGAAAUCUUAACGGUGAUAACGUAUUCGUCCCAAUGAGUUAA
Thlaspi arvense is the source of this 1143-nucleotide messenger RNA. The record is from the annotation of a GenBank genome assembly. NCBI's taxonomy places the organism in Eukaryota, Viridiplantae, Streptophyta, Magnoliopsida, Brassicales, Brassicaceae.